Molecule: messenger RNA, 714 nt
Organism: Parnassius mnemosyne (clouded apollo)
Lineage: Eukaryota; Metazoa; Arthropoda; Insecta; Lepidoptera; Papilionidae
Source: the annotation of a GenBank genome assembly
AUGUUCAAUAACAGGCACUGGGUAUUCCAACAAGAUUCGGCGCCAGCUCAUAGAGCGAAGAGCACACAACACUGGCUGGCGGCGCGUGAAUUCGACUUCAUCCGGCACGAAGACUGGCCCUCAUCCGGUCCAGAUUUGAAUCCGUUAGAUUACAAGAUAUGGCAACACUUGGAGGAAAAGGCGUGCUCAAAGCCUCAUCCCAAUUUGGAGUCACUCAAGACAUCCUUGAAUAAGGCAGCCGCCGAUAUUGACAUGGACCUCCAAUCAUAUUUUAUUUUAUAUCCAAUAUUCUUUUCAUUAGCAAUGGCUGUCCGUCUUCAUAAAUUAUUUCAAUACAUUGAUGGCUUCAAAUCUGAACAUAACCUGAAAGGCUUUCUUCAUGUGGGUAAUGACUACGCAGUUUUCCUCAGAGUCCCUAAAUCUCACGACCAGUAUCUCAUUUACGAACUAUAUGAAACAAGACAAGCUAGGGAUAUCAACACGGACAAACCGAACCUACUUGCAAUAUCAAAAGUACCUGUAAACUAUAUACGUGAACAACUUAACACGUUUCAUAUUGAACUUUAUAAAUCGAAAUAUGAAGAUAGUAAUAUUAUUCCUGGAACAAAUGUAAAGACGUUAAGGGAGUGGCAAAUAGAUCAAUCACUUUCGUAUAAUAAUACAAACGGCUUGAUUUUAGCUGACCAACCAAACAUACUGCGAACUGUCUUGUGA